UAUUCGUGCGUGUGCGAUUUGUAAUACAAUUUGAAUUUAUUGAAAACUGCGUGCAACGCAUCGCGAUUUGUGCGUGGGUCGUGUAAAAAGUGCAGCUAGCAGACGACGCAUCGAACAGCAAAAGCGACCGACGCAGUAGAAGCGCGACGUAAAAAAUAGGCACACACAAAAACAAAAAGCCCGAAAAAAAGGCAAAACGCGGCCGCGCGAUUCUGUGUGUGGUGUGUGUUUUGUGUUUAUUUUUGGAAUAAAAAAAGCUGUCGACAAAGCGGGCGGGAAGAGUGGGAAGAGGACCACUAAGGCUAAAAUCUAGCUAAUAGCCACAGCCACACGAAGACGUCGACGACGACCAAGACUACGUAAAUUUGUGCCGCGGCCGGAUUUCGCAGCGCAACGCAGCGUCAGCGUCACUUCAAACGCAAUAAUAGCUGCGCGAGGUGCCUUGGAUUUAUACGCGUACGCAGUGCCGCCGACGCCGACUACGUCGUCAACGUGCGGCGACUUUAACGGCUCCGCGGUGGAGAACUUUUACCUCAGAAUGGACCCCACGCGCGGUGACUCGCGCUAUAACCUAAACUACUCCAUGAGUAGUAUAGGUCUGAGCCUGGCCGACCAGGCCGACAUGUAUGGCAAUCCGGCAGUGGCCGCUCUGGGCGCACGCCCGCCCAGCGGCGGCCUACUUCAGAGCAUGGGCGGCGGUGGGGGUGGUGGUUUGCCUAUGCAGCGGUCAAAUACAACAGCAGCAGCGGCUGCGGCGCAAUGCCAGACGCUGGCCAACAGCCAGACUCAUAGUCCACAGCACGUGGCAGCGGCGCAACAGCAGCAGCAACAACAACAACAACAGCAGCAGCAGCAGCAACAGUCCCGUGGCCUGAAACGUGCCGGCUCUGACUGCUAUGAGGACCAUCGUGCGGCUGGCUUGACGCUGCAGGGCCUGGAGAGCUGUGCCGCAGGCAGCGGCACUAGCGGUGGCGGGGGUGGUGUGGUUGACGAUGGCGUCGAAGGCUACAAUCCGCUGCCCAACAAGAAAUCGCCGCCCGCUAAUGGCAAAAAGACAAAAGGACGCGUCAAAAUCAAAAUGGAGUAUAUUGACAACAAGCUGCGUCGCUACACGACCUUCUCGAAACGCAAGACGGGCAUCAUGAAGAAGGCCUAUGAGCUUUCGACGCUGACCGGUACACAGGUAAUGCUGCUGGUGGCCUCCGAGACGGGUCACGUCUACACAUUUGCCACGCGCAAGCUGCAGCCGAUGAUCACCUCGGAGGCGGGCAAACAACUGAUACAGACCUGUCUUAACUCACCGGACCCGCCCAGUGUAGGUGGCGGAGACCAGCGCAUGUCUGCCACGGGCUUCGAGGAGACGGAGCUCAGUUACAACAUUGCCGACGAGGACUCAAAAGAUGAACGCUCGCCCACUUCGUCGGGCAACGAAUCGGACGACUCGUCCGAUGUGGAAAUGCCGACGGCAACGAAUUGUGAACAGUCCAGAACAGGGGCCAAAAUGUCCUCAGCGCCCACAAUGGAGUCCAAAGCAGAGGCGACUACGACGGCCACAGCUCAAGGAUCGAACUUUCAGACUGAGCGUCCCAGUACCAGCGGGAGCGCCAUGACCACGGCAUUAACCAGCAGCACCACCACCCCCACAGUCCCAAGCAUUGGUGCUGCAGCUGCAACCAUUGCAUCGGGUGCAUCUGGUGCAUCUGCCACGCCGACUGAUAGCAAAUAUGUCUACCCCGCAGCCUCGUUCGCCAGCAUACCUCCGGACAUGCUGCGCCAGCUCAUACAGUCGGGCCACUUGCAGCUGCACGCGGAGGAAGAUGGCAAUCAAUAUGUGACCAUACCUCUGAGCUCUACGGCGGCCAAUCUUAUCAAGAGCAACAAAAUGGCCGCCAGUUCGAGUGCACUGUCGGCGGCGACGUCUGCAGCGGCAGCAGCAACCAGCACGACCGGCAAGCCUGAGCAGAGCGCAGAUAUAAGUUUGUCGAUUAAACAAGAGUAUGAUUAGCGAUGGCUUUCUGUGCACAACUAAUAAUUGCUUUUACAACAACCACAAAAACAUAAACAACUUGCCACGCCCAAAUCAUACGUAUAUAUCCAAAUAUACUUGCACACAUACUUAACAAGGAUGUUGCCUUAAACAUUCGGCUUCUUAAACUGAUUCUUUGCAAACAAAUUGUAAAUCACAAAUGUUACUUCUUAAGUAAAAAAUCUAAUUGAGGAAUAAUUUAGCACUAAAAUGUGAUUAAAAAGCGAAAUUCAAAGAAUUACGGGAGGUUUUAAACAUAACGGUCUAUAUUUCACGAAUAUGGUAGCACAUGCAAUUCAUUGAGAAACAUAUUGCAGGCAGUAGGCUAACACUUUGGUUAUUAACCAUUUAGAUAUCGAUCCAGAAAGUACGGAGAAUGCUCAAGUAUUCAUUACAAAACAAUAGAAAAAGACUUUUUUUGUUAGCCCACAAAAUAGCCUUCAGUUUGAAAGAUAAGCUUCUCAUUCGAGGAGAAUCUAUUACUUUUGUCGUGUUUUUAUCGAUUACAGGAUUACAUUUACAAGUACUCCCCAACAGCCCUAUUUACCCACCUUUCUGAACAAUUUCGUUCACAUUCAUGCACUUCAUUGAUUUCUUAAAAUCGUAAGAUUGACAAUAAUAUCUGUACGGCUACGUUUAAUAUCAUCUAUCCAAUUUUGAACUCGCUUCAAAUAAGAUAUGUAGUAUAUUCCGUGAAUUUCAUCCGAACAUCAAGUGAAUAUCGAUGUAUGAGUGCAUUCUCUUAAGAUAUUUCACCCAUUAGAAAAGAACAUGUUUCAAAGUUCAAACCUAAGUUUCACGCUCGUAGUAACAAAAAGUCGUUCAUCUGCCAAAUCGACUGCUGCCUGUUAUGUUAAUUAGAGAAAACCUGAGAUAACGCUGCGUUAUUACUAAAUGACACCAAGCAGAUCAUUCUCUAGUGUUGAUUCACAACUAAAGAGCACGUAUCGGCCUUUUCUAUUUACUUUAAUGAUUUUUAAAUGCGUUCAGUUUAAGCAACUUAGUCACAGCUAGUCUGGGCUGUGCACUUACACAUACAUGCACUAAGUCAUAUACAUACUUAUACAUACAUAUGUAUACCUACAUAAAGAACUAUAUAUCAUGUAAAGAAAUAUUUUUAUACCUAUCUGAGCCGUAACCUUUGCGCUUGGUUGACGCGAUAAAUGCUGACAAGCAAAUACGUAAAUUUAUAAUGAGAAUUAUGAGCAAA
This is a messenger RNA of Scaptodrosophila lebanonensis, 3236 nucleotides long. It is a transcript of the gene bs, whose product is annotated as serum response factor homolog. Lineage: Eukaryota; Metazoa; Arthropoda; Insecta; Diptera; Drosophilidae. The record is from RefSeq and is a predicted model, not a curated record. Gene Ontology annotation, biological process: positive regulation of transcription by RNA polymerase II. The transcript has 4 exons. The coding region runs from base 539 to 2005 and encodes 488 amino acids. Gene Ontology annotation, molecular function: RNA polymerase II cis-regulatory region sequence-specific DNA binding; protein dimerization activity; DNA-binding transcription factor activity, RNA polymerase II-specific.